AUGGUGGUUGCAAAGUCUCAGCAAGGUACAAAAGAUAAAGAUACUCAGGCAGGCAAUUUUAGCUUGGAGCAGAUCAGAGAUGCUACUAAUGACUUCUCUUCUGCUAAUAAGAUUGGGGAAGGCGGUGUUGGUCCCGUAUACAAGGGCCAAUUGCUAGAUGGUACUUUUAUAGCAGUCAAGCAACUGUCAUCAAAAUCAAGGCAGGGAAAUCGUGAAUUUAUAAAUGAAAUAGGCUUGAUAUCUUGUGUGCAACACCCUAACCUUGUAAAGCUUCAUGGAUACUGUGCUGAAGGGGAACAACUCUUGCUGGUAUAUGAGUACUUGGAAAAUAACAGCCUUGCCCGAGCUUUAUUUGGUGAGUCAUUCAGUACUUGUCCGUGA
Messenger RNA from Glycine soja, 381 nucleotides. RefSeq names its product probable LRR receptor-like serine/threonine-protein kinase At1g53440. Gene Ontology annotation, biological process: protein phosphorylation. The record is from RefSeq and is a predicted model, not a curated record. Lineage: Eukaryota; Viridiplantae; Streptophyta; Magnoliopsida; Fabales; Fabaceae. The transcript is spliced from 3 exons. The coding region runs from base 1 to 381 and encodes 126 amino acids. Gene Ontology annotation, molecular function: protein kinase activity; ATP binding.